Xiphias gladius (swordfish) is the source of this 1230-nucleotide messenger RNA. RefSeq names its product guanylyl cyclase domain containing 1 (gene gucd1). The coding region runs from base 308 to 991 and encodes 227 amino acids. The transcript is spliced from 7 exons. Lineage: Eukaryota; Metazoa; Chordata; Actinopteri; Istiophoriformes; Xiphiidae. The record is from RefSeq and is a predicted model, not a curated record.
CAGCAUAACUUUAGCUCUCAACCAAAAACAGGAAGCUUCUCAGUGUCCUAGCAAACAACAGAGUGAGGCGGAAGAGCCCUUUGGAUUGGUGUGUGUCGAGGAGCCCGCCUCGCUGUACAAGCACUGAACCAGCUAACCGAGUGGUUAAUGGUGCUAGCCUAACAGCUAAACUUGUUGUUGGGCAGCCGGUUUCUUCUAGUUAGCAUCGAUGAGGAAACCAAACCCCGCUCUAAAUGCGCUGAACAAAACUGACCAGCUUGUCCGGAGUUAGCUAGUUGGCCGCUUGUUUACGAAAGAAUAUAACAGAAUGACAGAGGAUGCCAUCCUCCUGAAUGUACCUGUCAUUCGGCAGCUUUACCACUGGGACUGUGGGUUAGCCUGUUCCAGGAUGGUCCUGAAGUACCUUCACCCAGUCCGUGAUGAGGAGUUUCAGAGGGCAUGCUGGGAGCUGAAGCUGACAGAGAGUGUGUGGACUAUUGAGCUGGCCUACCUGAUGUGCCAUCUAGGAAUCAAACACUGCUUUUGCACACAGACUCUGGGCGUUGAUAAGGGUUUUAGGAAUCAGUCCUUUUAUAAGAAGCAUUUUGAUACGGAAGAAGACAGAGUGAAUGAGCUCUUCCUUAAAUCAGAGAGCAAAGGUGUGGUGGUGAGGAAAUGCUCUGUAACUGUUCAGGAAAUCCAGUCUCAUCUGGAGCAGGGCCACGUUGCCAUAGUGCUGGUCAACGCUGUCGUCUUGACAUGUGAACUAUGCUCCUUACCUGUCAAAUACUGUUGCUUCCUGCCCGUGGGUCAGAAGUGUUUCUGCAGGAAGCCAGACUACCAGGGUCACUUUGUGGUGGUGUGCGGCUUCAACAGGACUACAGGCUGUAUUUUCUACAACAACCCUGCCUAUUCUGACAGGGUGUGCUGCACCAGCGUCAGUAACUUUGAGGAGGCUCGGCGGAGCUAUGGGACAGAUGAGGAUAUCCUGUUCAUCUUUAAGGAGAGUUGAUGGACAGUGAUGGUGGAAUUGGAUUUCACUUUUCCUCAGCUCAUCAUUAUAUGGACAUCAUGCUGCUGCAGGUCUAGAGGUCUUUGACUCGUGUCAGCUGUCGCAGAUCCCCUGGGCUAUUCUCUCUGGUGCUAACUAGCCCGUUUGCUCACAUGAAAAACAAUUGCUGCAGAAUCACCGCUCUUAUUACCCCUCACACUGUCAAUACUUUUUGACCUGUGAUAGAUUAACAGCUGGAA